CCCCUUUGCUCUGCUUGCGUGACACAUGUUGACUCCAUUGAUUAGAUAUUAAUGCUUCUUAUGUGCUUUGACGUAAAUGGUGACACAUGAAGACCCUUGGGCUUAGCACCUCUUCCUAUCAAGCUGCUGUUUUUCAAGAGGCAUUAUCCAUAAAUCACAGCAAUAAGAACUGAUCAUUUUGAAACACUGAUGAAUUUGAUUUGUGAAAAUAUUUAAAAUUGAUGUAUGGUGGUGUUGUAUGGCAGCAGGAAUCGUGUCAUCUCUUAAGUCUGAUUUUAAACCAAUAUUAAAAAAUGAAAAUCUUGCUUUCAUGUCCUGUUUGACGGAGCAAAGGUUCUUCUCACAGUUGACCUCAGAUGUGAGACGGCUGAUUGUCUCAUUAUUGAAGACUAAACAUUGUCUGAGUGACGUCAGAGCUGCUCACUUAAAAACAUCUGAGAAUAAGCCUCAGAAUCAGGGAGCACGCUGAGCUUCACUGACCGGCAUCUUUUAGUGUCCGUUACCUGUCGGGAGUCCUUCAGCACAAUGGUCAGCAGCAGGAUGCUGCUUCUCAGUGCCUCCUGCUGGCUGCUCGUUGUUUUAGGGAGUUGCGAGGAGCCAAUCGAAGAGAGGUCAGCCGAAUACGACGCCAUCGAGACACAACAAGAGAAAGAGCUGAUUGAAGCUCUGCAGGAAGUUCUGGAGAAGCUAAAGGGCAAACAGCUGCCAUCCUCAGAGAAAAAACUCGGCUGGCUAGCUGCUUGUGAUGCAGGUGAGCAGUGUGCAAUUCGUAAGGCUUCGAGAAUCGGGAAGCUGUGUGGCUGUCCCGGAGGAACCGUUUGUAACUUCAGUGUCCUCAAGUGUCUGUAAAGCUCAAACUCUAAAGUCCUGUUGUUCAGAGAAUAAAGACACGUUUUUAAAAUUGCCUCUCGUCUGUUUUUUGUUUUUAAUACAAACGUUACCUCAAAUAAAAAAAAGUCAGUACUGACAAUCAAAAUUUGUUUCUUUUUUAGCUUUUUUAUGAAGAAAAACUAACAUGAACUUUUUCACUCAAUUUGCACAGAUACUACUGUAUUUAUAAUGCAUGGUUACAUGAUCACAGUUCAAAGUUAUCUUUAUUUAUCAAACAGUUUCUGGGUUAUUUUAAUGAACAACAGAUGGGACGAUAUCGGGGACAUCCUCUAGAAAAUCUGUAAAGAUUUUCUGAAACACAGCAUUUAGACCAAUCUUAAGUUUGUACUUUUGCCUUACAGGGAUUAUUUGUACAUAGUCUGACCUCUACCUUUUGCAUACAUGCAAACACUGACUUUGAAACUUUUUAAUAUGAGCAUCCAUCACUGAAACAGUACAUGUGAAAAAAUGACCAAAGGCAGAAUAGGUCAACUUAAAAAGAUUUUAAGAUCACUUAGUAACAGCCAGAAUGUGUGGUGUUUAAUGAAACUGUAGCUGACGGUGUGAAAAGCAAUAAAAACAAAGUAACAUCUGUGAUAAUCAAAAUUCUGUCUGUACUUGUUUAACAUUUAAAACACGAAGUAUGUACAAAAACCAGAUAAUCAGACAGGGUCCAGUUUUUGCAUUACCUUGAAAAUUGCAAGUUACAUUAAAAUUUCUGGCGACAAAAAAUUUGUUGUGACCAAAUAGAACAUUUAAUACCUGAAAAAAGUUGCACACUGAACAUGUUGUCAUGUUUACCUUACAUGUUUUUAAAAGUACUUGAGUGAAAUUAAAACCAGCAAUAUUUCCAGAACACUUACAUUGCUCCAAGUGCCUCAACCUUUACUGCAACAAACAUUUCAGAUGUUCAACC
Molecule: messenger RNA, 1786 nt
Organism: Oreochromis aureus
Lineage: Eukaryota; Metazoa; Chordata; Actinopteri; Cichliformes; Cichlidae
Product: cocaine- and amphetamine-regulated transcript protein-like
Exons: 3
Coding region: 526-849 (107 amino acids)
Biological process (GO): positive regulation of MAPK cascade; negative regulation of appetite; cellular response to starvation
Molecular function (GO): neuropeptide hormone activity
Source: RefSeq, a predicted model, not a curated record